Syngnathoides biaculeatus (alligator pipefish) is the source of this 5031-nucleotide messenger RNA. RefSeq names its product cyclin G associated kinase (gene gak). Gene Ontology annotation, cellular component: cytoplasm. The transcript is spliced from 29 exons. The coding region runs from base 266 to 4132 and encodes 1288 amino acids. The record is from RefSeq and is a predicted model, not a curated record. Gene Ontology annotation, biological process: protein phosphorylation; regulation of clathrin-dependent endocytosis; positive regulation of Notch signaling pathway. Lineage: Eukaryota; Metazoa; Chordata; Actinopteri; Syngnathiformes; Syngnathidae. Gene Ontology annotation, molecular function: AP-2 adaptor complex binding; protein serine/threonine kinase activity; ATP binding.
GCGCCGAACCCUCCCACGUGAUCGGCAAGUGCAGUGACGUAACAACCCAUGUCGGAAGUCGGCGACGUCUGGAAUAGUGUGAUGGCUGAGGCCUCUUUUCGUCAUCUAGGCAGCAGGAAGAAAAUGUUAGCAGAUUUAAAACUCUUCUAACUGAACGCGCCAGCGGGUCGGCUCGAUCCCCCUUCACCUCCCCCAAACCCAGACAUCUCUGGCCGGCACUUCAGUGCGCCGUGGAAGAAGUCGAAGUGGGGGGGGGGAAUAGAAAAUGUCACUGUUCCAAUCGGCGCUCGAUUUCCUCGCCGGGCCCGGCUCGGUCGGAGCGGCAACCAGGGACCAGAACGACUUUGUGGGGCAGAUGGUCGAGCUGGGCGAAAUGAAACUCCGGAUCAAGAGAGUGAUUGCUGAAGGUGGCUUCGCCUUUGUGUACGAAGCCCAAGAUAUCAGCAGUGGUAAAGACUACGCUCUUAAGCGGCUCUUGUCCAAUGAGGAUGAAAAGAACAAGGAAAUAAUACAGGAGGUUUGCUUCAUGAAAAAGCUGUCGGGACAUCCCAAUGUGGUCCAGUUCUGCUCGGCGGCUUCUAUUGGCAAAGAGGAGUCGGACACCGGACAGGCUGAGUUCCUCAUCCUUACUGAGCUGUGCAGAGGCCAGCUGGUGGACUUCCUGCGGCGGGUGGAGCAGCGGGCCCCCGUGUCCUGCGACACAGUGCUGAAGAUUUUCUACCAGACGUGCCGCGCUGUGCAGCACUUGCACAAGCAGAAGCCCCCAGUUAUGCACAGAGACCUCAAGAUUGAGAACUUGCUGAUUAGUAACCAAGGAACCAUUAAACUGUGCGACUUUGGGAGUGCCACCACUGUGGCACAUUACCCCGACUACAGUUGGUCGGCACAGAAGAGGUCCAUGGUGGAGGACGAGAUCACGAGGAACACCACUCCAGCGUACAGGACCCCGGAAAUGAUCGACCUGUACUCCAACCACCCCAUCAAUGAGAAGCAAGAUAUUUGGGCCCUGGGCUGCAUCCUCUACCUGUUGUGUUUUAAGCAGCACCCAUUCGAGGAGGGUGCUAAGCUGCAGAUCGUCAACGGGAAGUACUCCAUACCGCAGAAUGACACCAAGUACACAGUCUACCAUGAUCUCUUACGCUCCAUGUUGAAGGUGAACCCAGUGGAGCGUCUCUCAAUCACAGAGUUGGUCAACCAGCUUCAGGAAAUCGCUGCGGCACGGAAUGUCAACCCAAAGUCUCCUAUCAUUGAGCUCCUGGAGCAGAAUGGAGGUUUUGGGAGUCAUGGGGCAGAGGCUACAACAAUGACAGCACCGGUGGCACCCUCACAGAUACAACACAACUUACACAGCAAUGCAGGCAUAUAUGAUCCUGACCAAUCGGGGAGUGGCUUUCUGGACAUCCUCAAAGGAGGAACUGAGCGCUUCCUGACCAACAUCAAGGAUACCUCCUCCAAGGUUAUCCAGUCCGUAGCCAGCUAUGCCAAAGGUGAUCUGGAUAUGUCCUACAUAACCUCCAGAAUAGCAGUCAUGUCAUUCCCGGCUGAGGGGGUGGAGUCGGCAAUAAAGAACAACAUUGAGGAUGUGCGCCUCUUUCUGGAUUCGCGGCACCCAGGGCACUAUGCAGUCUACAAUCUCUCCAAGCGGUCAUACAGGCCGUCCCGCUUCCACAACCGGGUUUCUGAAUGCAAAUGGCAGGUGCGCCGUUCGCCUAACCUACGCAGUCUGUACAGUGUAUGUAAGAACAUGCACCAGUGGCUUAAGCAGGACCAGAGAAACAUCUGCGUGGUUCACUGCCUGGAUGGCAGAGCGGCAUCCGCUGUGGCUGUUUGCUCCUUCCUGUGCUUCUGUCGCCUCUUCACUACGGCCGAGGCGGCGGUCUACAUGUUCUCCAUGAAACGAUGUCCGCCUGGAAUAGCCCCCUCACACAAGAGGUACAUUGAGUACAUGUGUGAUAUGAUGGCGGAGGAGCCCAUCAUCCCGCACUGCAAGCCUGUGAUCAUCCACGCGAUCACCAUGACACCUGUGCCACUGUUCAACAAGCAGCGCAAUGGUUGUCGGCCCUUCUGCGAAGUUUAUGUUGGCGAUGAGAGGGUCCUCACCACUUCGCAGGAGUAUGACAAGAUGAAGGAUUUUAAAAUUGAGGACGGAAGAGCAGAGAUUCCCUUGAAUGUGACUGUGCAAGGAGAUGUGUUGGUGGUAAUUUACCAUGCCAGGUCCACACUGGGAGGACGUCUGCAGGCUAAGAUGGCCUCCAUGAAAAUGUUUCAGAUCCAGUUCCACACAGGUUUUGUCCCCAGAAAUGCCACCACUGUGAAGUUUGCCAAGUACGACCUGGAUGCCUGCGACAUCCAAGAGAAAUAUCCAGACCUUUUCCACGUCAACCUGGAUAUCGAAGUAGAGCCCCGGGACCGACCUAGUGCCAAGACCCCACCAUGGGAAGACUUCCAAACCAAGGGCCUGAACCCCAAAAUCCUCUUCUCAUCUCGCAAUGAGCAGCAGGAGAUUCUCAGCAAGUUUGGUAAACCGGAACUGCCUCGUCAGCCCGGAUCCUCAGCAUUCUAUGACUCCAGUUUACAACAGCAGCCUGAGGAAAAGCCGGAAAACGUUACCACCACAGAAAUGGAAUCUCCCAUGAGCAGUGACACGAACGCCAAUAACUUCUUCCAGACGUUGGCUUGGGAAGAUAUUGGCGGGUCUCAGGAGGCCACGGGGAAGCAAAUGGGGGGAUCUACGAAUGACCAAGAAGACCUGAGUGACCAGUCAGAAGAAGAGUCCUACUCUUACUCGGCCCCCAGCGGAGAGCCUCUGUCGCGGGACACGAGCGAACCGCUCUUUGAAGCCGACUUCCAGGCUCCAACCCCCUCUGAGGAGUUUCCAGCCAAUGACACAGCCGACCUGUUAGGUUUGAACUCUGAACCCGAAUUCCCUCCGUCAAUGUCCUCAGCAGGCCUGAAGGCCUCGUCCAGCCACAGUGACCUCCUCAACGACCUGUUUGUGUCACCAGCUGGACACAUGGCAGCUGAGGAGGACUUGUUCUUUGGCACCUCCAAACCCGUGGGCGACCCGUUUGACCCGUUCGGAAUGGGGUCCAGUUCUAGUGUGGCCUCAAGUGUGGGUUCAUCACAGCAGGCCUCUGGCCCAGACCUCUUCGGGGACUUGAUAGGUUCCGACAGCUCGGCACCGAGCAGAGCCGCUCCAACUUCCAAUGCUAGCCUCUUAAAUCUCAAUAAAUUAGUGAACAACUCUCCCAAGAUGUCAUCAUCAGCCAGUCACCCAGACCUUCUGGGAGGGUGGGACAGCUGGGCGGCGAGCACAUCUACGGGCAUGAGCUCCACUGCCAGAAGGCCCACCUUCAACAGUACAGCUUCUAGCAUGUCCUCCAUAUCCAAGGCCAAGUCUCAGACCUUCGAUCCCUUCGCCGACUUAGGGAACCUGGGCUCCAAUUCACCAAGUUCCAGUAACAGUAACUUCUCUAGGCCUACCAAAGCAACACCGUCGUCAUCGUCUUCUUCCUCUUCGUCAUCCUGGCAGCCUAGCAGAGCCCCCCAGAACAAGCCCUGGCAGUCUGGAUCAGGGUCUGCAUCCAAAGCAUCAGCAGCCUCCCAGCAAGCUGGCCCCCAAGUCAACAAGCCCAACUACAACCUUAACUUUCCAAGUGUCAUCGGAGGGCGUGAGGAGAGAGGUGUUCGGGCUCCUGGAUUCGGCCCCAAGCCCAAAGUAAAGGAGGAUGACUUUGGGGACCUGCUGUCCACUCAGGGCUUUUCCUCCAAGACAGAUAGAAAAGGGCCAAGGACCAUUGCUGAAAUGAGACGAGAGGAGAUCACAAAAGAAAUGGAUCCCCUGAAACUGCAGAUCUUGGACUGGAUUGAGGGCAAGGAGAGGAACAUCCGUGCACUGUUGUCUACACUGCACACAGUGCUAUGGGAGGGUGAGACCCGCUGGAGGCCGGUGGGCAUGGCUGACCUGGUGACACCCGACCAGGUGAAAAAGUUCUACAGGAAGGCCGUCCUGGUGGUCCAUCCAGAUAAGGCGACUGGUAAGCCUUACGAGCACUACGCUAAGAUGAUCUUCAUGGAGUUGAAUGACGCCUGGUCAGAGUUUGAGAACCAGGGAUCCAAAGCCCUCUUUUAGGAGGAAAAACAAAACUUAAAAAAUGACAACCACACAACAAAGAAGCCAGUCCGGGCCAGGACUGGAUUUGAACAAAUAUUGAGCCCCCCUGGGGCCUGAUUGGACAGGACAAGACUGAACCCACAUUGGGCCUUCCUUUUUGAGGGGGGUAGUUGCACAGCCUCUGGGAGGUGUCCUCUCUUUCCCUCCCUUCACUUUCUCUACACAUCGUUACACCUGUGAAAAAAAAAAAAAAUCCCUCUUCACUGCCGACUUGCUGCAGAAAUCCAAGGAGUGACAAUCAAAGAGAGAACAAGGAAUUCCGGAAUGCUGACGAACCAUCGCAAAUUUCACAGACAAGAAAAAAAAAAAAUAUAUGCUAAAAUGCUAACAACUGAUGUGUUGGUGCCUGUCAGUAUUGCGGACAAGCGUACAAAAUAGCUGCCAAACAAAUGGACCGCUUCUGAAAUUGCAAUUGCUUUGUUUGCACUCAUACCUAAAUUAGUUAGCCUUGUGCUCAUUUCUGACAACAAAGCAAAACCCACAUGAACAAAAGUGCUCUUUUUCUUUUUUCUUUAAGCAGUCUACUCGUGCUAUGCUUCGUUGCUAACUACUAACGAUUAGGCUCUUAAAAGAUGCACUGUGGUGAGAUUUUGGUUAGUGCUAGUGCCUGUUAGCACUACAGCUUUUUACUAGCUUCUGCGGUUAACGUUGGUUACUAGUGUCUGAGUUGAUGAUUUUUUGAUUGGCGUCCAUCAACCGGAACAGGGUGCGUGAUUGAUCCACUUUCUGUAUUUUGGGGGGUAAUUAUUGUACGUAUAAAGCAUCCAUCAAGUGACUUUGUGAGGGUUAUAUUUGCGUGGCAGGUCUGUGUAUGUGUGUGAUUUUUAAGAAUGACAUUACACCCUGUUGAUAAUUGA